Molecule: messenger RNA, 1477 nt
Organism: Daktulosphaira vitifoliae (grape phylloxera)
Lineage: Eukaryota; Metazoa; Arthropoda; Insecta; Hemiptera; Phylloxeridae
Exons: 2
Coding region: 811-1389 (192 amino acids)
Source: RefSeq, a predicted model, not a curated record
UUAUUUUUCAACUUUAUAAUAAAUUGUGCGGCACCCCCUAAUUUUGUUUAUUUUUAGAUAAUAAUGAUUUUUGUUGAGUUUCGUAAGAUUUACUUACCCCCUUCGGGUGCCGAAUGAGGGUUGAAAAUUCACUGAAUAGGGUGGUUUUUUAGUUUUCGGCUAAUAUCUCAACAACAAAAGCUCAAAACGAAAAAUUGUAUAGAAUAAAAAUUAUAGACCUUAAUAUUUUCUAUAUAAAUUGUAUCUUUACAAAUUCUCGUAGGUUGAUUUUUUUCCUCGCCAGGACAAAAACAAAAAAAUAUUUGAAUAGUUCGGUACAUCAAACAAUUAUAAAAGUAUUUACGUUUACAGGGACAACUGAUUAUAAUAUAUACAAAAUAAAUCAUAAAAAGAUUAUAAAAUAUACUCUAUAAUAUAAGUUAAAAAAAAUGCAUUUUAUAAAUUAGCACACUAAGGUGUCAAUGAAAGUACUAGUAUUUCUUUACAUAAUUGACAUUUAAACAUGUUGUGAAUAUCUAGUUUAUUUAUUGCUGAAAUUUUCCAAUUUUUUGUCACUAAGCAAGAUUAUUGUGUUCAUUGUUGCACUUUAGACCUUUUACAUUAUUUGAUAAUGAUCACAAUAACUGGAAAAUUUUGAUAAGUUUGGCUACUUUAGUAAUACGAUCAAUUUAUUAUCUAAUCAUUCGCCACUUUUAUUUACAACUUGUUUUUUUUACUCGUUUGUUCCGCGGUUCAUGCGUUUUGGUAUUGUUUAGUGUUUUUUAUUUAUUCAUUUAUUCAGCUUAAUUAAUUUUUUUGAGAUAUUUGAAAAUGACGCGAGAAUUUAUUUAUUUAAUUGGCCCAACUAAUAUUCAAAUUCUUGGCAGCAAAUUACCCUCCAUAGGUGACUGUAUGCGUGUAUUAUUUUAUAACAUGCGUUUUGCCAAAAUGACGUUGUCUGAAAGUUGUCUACUAGUAAUAGAGGAAUGUUUAAUUUUUUGGAGAAAAGCACGGAUUCCAACAAAAGAUAAAUCACACUGUGUAAAAAAGUUGAAAAAGGAAUAUGACGCUUGGAGGGCACUGGAAAAAAGUAAAAACCAUGGAAGCGAACAUCAAAAAAAUAAAGAAAAAAAUUAUAUAGAAAGUCUAAAUAAUCUUUUCGAUAUUGCUCAUCAAGAUGCACUAAAUAUAAUAAGUAUUGCAGAAGAUAGAAAAUUUUUGCUCUCACAGAGACUCCCCGGACGCCCCGGUUGUAUGCUUGGUGUAGAUAUGGUUCUUGAUGCUAAAGAAAAAAGAAAAGAAAAAAAAAUUGAAAAAGAAUUGAAUAAAAAAAGAAAACAUGAAUCAGAAGCCUUAAAGUUAUUCUCAGUUGAAACACUGUCAGAUAGGUCAGUAAGUUCGGAGGAGUAGAACAAUGAAAACCUGAUUUUAGAAGAACCUCAACCAGGUCCUUCUGGUACAAAUAGAGGCACAAUUCAGUUAAUUACACCUGAUUGCC